AGAUAAUGUUAAGCAGUACAACAACAACAAAUAAAUAAACAUUUUCACAGCCAGCGGUGUGAGGUAUUGGAAGCCACUAAGGCUGAGAGAAGAGGGUCGAAGUGAAUGAAAAUUUCGUGCGGUGCACUAGAGUGUGAAUCUAGUUUUCACUAACCUAAAGUGGUAACGAAAGCAGUGAAUGGAAGUAAUUGUGAAGGCGGAAGGCUGUUGAAAGUUUCGUUUUGUUAAGCUGUGCGGUGCAGUGGCAUUGAAUACAGUACGUUUAGUGAGUGCCUGAGGUGGGUUAAGUGGUGUUUCAUCUUAUGACAUCAUUUCUCGGAAAGUCUUAAUAAGCUUUUCGUAAGACAUCAGAUAACGAAUCACAAAUCGAUUGGAGCAAGCGUUGGGAAUACAAACGACGUUCAGCCUAACAGAACUGUUUACACGUCCAAUGUCCGUAACCAGGUGAAUCCUGCGGAACCGUGAACCUUAUCGGAAGUCUGCCAAAUCUUUUUGUGAACCAAAUUUCAAGCGAAAGGUAAUAAGGUAAAGUGCACUCCUGCAAAACUCAACAACACACACACGGACGGACGGCCGGCCAAUUGAUUCAAACGAGACUGACAUUUAGCGCAAAUAGGCCAUCGCGAUCGCGUCGUGCGUUGUGUGGUCACCAGUUGGUGGUUGGCGAAGCAAUUGCGGUGCUGAUUGUUGUCCGGCGGCGGCGGAGAGCAUCAUUUAAAUACAUCGAAAUAAGUCAGCCGCUCGGGGGGCUCCGGUGGCCGUCGCGCGGCUGCGGGCGGAGAGUGUGUUUGCAAAUUGAUUUGACUUCAGUUGCGGGUGCAUUCGCGGCGCGACAAUAUUCUGGGGAAGCGAAAGGCCCACGGGAGCGCGAAUCCGAACCUUUUUUUUGGAGCACCAGAAGAGCGGACGGGGUUUGUGUUACGGGAUAAAUUAGUAACAACCCGAAACGGUUGAAACAACGCGCCGAGUCAGGCCGUAUACACCACAAAAAUGUCACAUCACAGCGACGAUCAGCUGCUGCAGGCCGGUAGCGAUUCGUUUUGGGAGCUGAACAACUACAAACGUACCACCAAGCGGAUAGAGGACGGGUACAAACUCUGCACAGAACUGCAAACCCUGAUCCAGGAGCGUGCCGAAAUCGAGAAAGCAUAUGCCAAAAAUUUGAAAGCCUGGUCGAAAAAGUGGGGCGAACUGAUUGAGAAAGGACCAGAGUAUGGAACCACGGAAGCAGCCUGGAAGGGAAUGCUCACCGAAGCCGAACGACUAUCGGAUUUGCACCUGAAGAUUAAGGCAAACCUUUGCACGGAUGUUACGCUUCAGAUUAAAGAAUGGCAGAAGGAUAAUUACCACAAGUCAAUGAUGCAAAUCAAGGAACGCAAAGAAAUGGAGGACCAGUUCAAACGGGCACAGAAACCGUGGGCCAAACUGCUGGCAAACGCGGAGAAAGCGAAAGCCGACUACCACGCGGCCUGCAAAAUGGAAAAAUCGGCCACUAAUCAGGAACGCAACGCCACCAGCGACUCGUCGAUGUCCAACGAUCAGCUGAAAAAGAUGCACGAACGGGUACAGAAACUAAAGGACGACGUGCAGAAGUGUCGCGAUCGGUACGAGCAGACGCUGAACGAGAUCAAAGAGUACAAUCCCGUGUACAUCGAGAAUAUGACGAGCGUGUUUCGAAAGUGCCAGGAAAUGGAGGAGACGCGACUGUGGUUUUUCAAGAACGUCCUGUUCUCGAUACACAAAUGUCUAAACAUUUCCGAAGAUCCGAGCUUGCCGCAGAUCUACAAGGAGUUCCACCACACGAUCAACAAUGCCGAUCACCAGAAGGACCUGAAGUGGUGGUCCAACAAUCACGGUGUCAACAUGGGCAUGUGUUGGCCAACGUUUGUGGAGUACACGGAAGAAUUCCGCGACAUUGCGAAGGGAAUCAAAUCCAAAGAAGCUUUACCCGCAGCGCCGAUCACGCUCAUUCAUCAGCGACCCGUUGCCGAAGAUGUGCAUGAGUAUCCACCACCAGCGGCAAACAACAACAAACUCGGUGGAGGCAAUCGGUCCUCGACGGCACUCAGCAUCAGCAACACGACCAGCAACAAUCGCACCACACCGACGCCGAACAACGACUCACCGAAAUCGGAAACCGCCUCAACGAAGAAUGAACCGACCACGACGCCAACGCGGAACUCGCCCGGCCGAGUCGCACCGGCAGUUGGCGCGGUUGUUACCAAUGGAAACUCUGGAACGAACGGUAAAGCGAAUGAUAGUAAUCCCUUCGAGGAGGAGGAAGAGUGGGACGAAGGCGACGGCAACGAUAACCUGCUGGUGGACAACGGUGAACCUGGAGUAGCGGUAAAGGCACUCUACGACUACGAAGGGGCCGAAAGUGAUGAACUAACCUUCAAACAAGGAGAUUUAUUCGAAAAGCUGGAAGAUGAAGACGAACAAGGCUGGUGCAAGGGACGAAAGGAUGGCCGAGUCGGACUGUAUCCUGCAAACUAUGUUGAGCUGGUUGCGACGUAAAUGUUUCUCGGAAAACUCACCUGUGAACGGCCACUUGUCGACAAGAAGCCGCCACAGAGAGAUUGCCUUUGCACACCUUGCGGGAAUAGAAGUGGCAAAUAAGUUCUCCGGAAAAAGUACACGAGAUAUGUUAACGUAGCCGACCGUAAAGUGUAGUGCGCAAAGUGCUUUUAGGAGAAUGAUUUUUACGCGCGACUAAGGUUCAUGAUAGUGGUGCUACCACUUUGAGGAGCAUGUGUGGUCAAAGUAGUGAGAAAACUGAGUAUCACCAUAGUCACAAUCUUAAAGAAUAGACGGCAUAACACAGGGAAAACAGUGAUCAUGUUUGCGCAUUAAUGUCCGCCUUGGCCUAUGAAGCAUUUGCGUCAGCAUUUUAUUUUUGUCUCUGUCAGGGCCUCGAAUACCACGCAAGAAAGUAUGAGGCGACAGGUUGUUCGGUUGGAUUUGUGUGAGGUUGCUAAAAGAAACCCGAUAACUUUCAAGUAGACGGACGGAACUCAUUUUGAACUGCAAACCACACGGAGGUAAACUUUUGUAUGAAACUUUGGAAAAUGGUGUUACAGGGCGAAGCUAAUGGAAGUAAAAGGCCAUAAUAUUGACGAAAGUCCAUCACACUCACUAUAAGUUUCCAUGUAAAUGUAGCGCCCUCAGUUUAUUUCCAUUAGUUGUCGGUCAAUUUGAUGUCUUGAUCCAAUAGCACUAUGCUCGGGUUUGGUCUACAGAGUACUGGAUAGAAAUAGCUGAACAAUACGUGGUACCGUUUUUCUUUUUGUACAUUUUCGCGUUAAAUCAAGCCUUUUACAAACAUUAAAAAAGCGGACGUCAGGCGGGUUUUUUGCUCAACGAUUUGAGAAGUUUACUACAUCCUUUUGGGUCUUAUAAACCGUUGAGUAAGAAUGAAGAUUCUUUUAUUAUUUUACAUUUCGUUAUCCUGGCUCCCAUCGGAGUGGAAUAAACUUCAGGAAUCAUGAAUAUCAAAUAUUGCCCCACGCAGGUUUUUAGUUUACAGUUUUCUCGUUUUUGUUCAACUUUUGCAACAGGAUCAAUACAUGCACCCAAUUUUAUAGUUGAAAUUGUGUGUCACAUUUUUACAGACCAUUCGAUUACGCUAUAAUUUGCAAAACUAAGAAGUGUGUAAGAUUCUAAACUUUCGUCAUAUCGUAGAAUCUAGCUCUGUGGUUAUUUUUGAUAAUCUGUACGACAUUUUAUGGGAAACUGUACAAACCUUUUAGAAGCAAAUCAAACAGUGAAUUCUCCCACCAGCUCCAGCAAUAUACGUCACAGUUCAAUAAGGUACAUCAAUUCUUCAUAUAAGAAGGUUAUCGCAAAGCCUAAAAAAAAUCAACUGGAGCAAUGUUUAGAAGCCACGUUUUUUUUUAUUUUUGAGCCUUGGGAUUUUCUUUUUUAAUGGUUCUUAGUUUACAAGAAUGCAGCUACGAAGUGAAAGAAAACAAAAGCGAAAAUGUUCGCUCGUGGAAAUGGCAACGAUCAGCGGACUCUCUUGGGGAGUAAGUGACCAACGCUCUUGCAAACAUAAUAAUCGAUACUUUCGCCUCAUGUUUGUUGCGUUGAAAGAAAACUUUUAAAAUUACCUGUUAUUUUAUUGUUAUCGCAGGACUUGUCAAUGAUAGAUGAAUAUAAUAAGAGCGAUACUGAAAUGGCGUAUGUUAUAUGAAAUCAAAUAUGCAUGCAUUACGGAGAAAUAAGAACAUACAUCAACUAAAGUAGCGGUGCGAUGAGCAAGUCGUAUUAGUAGUGCUCUAAGGGUAGGGUGUAGCAAUGGUAGCGUUCAGUAGUGGUAAACAUGGUUCAAACUGCGUUGAAACAGGAUGGUUUGCUAAUGGAAAGCAAAACGAAAUGUUGUGUAUUAUAUUAAGUUUGAGGACAAAAAUAUAUAACGAAAUAUAUUAAGUAGCGUUGCGUUGUACCGUAGAUCGCAGAAGGCGUUCUGUAAGAUUUGAACGAAAAGGUUAAUUUAUAAAAUCAGUAAU
Molecule: messenger RNA, 4508 nt
Organism: Anopheles cruzii
Lineage: Eukaryota; Metazoa; Arthropoda; Insecta; Diptera; Culicidae
Gene: Synd
Product: protein kinase C and casein kinase substrate in neurons protein 1
Exons: 11
Coding region: 991-2517 (508 amino acids)
Biological process (GO): plasma membrane tubulation; regulation of endocytosis; cytoskeleton organization
Cellular component (GO): endosome; cytoplasm; plasma membrane
Molecular function (GO): phospholipid binding; protein binding
Source: RefSeq, a predicted model, not a curated record